GUGGUUUGGUUUUUUUCUGUUUGCAGAGGAACCUGUUGGAGGAAGAUUCGGAUGAAGAGGAAGACUUUUUCUUGAGAGGGCCUUCUGGACCAAGAUUUGGACCCAGGAAUGACAAGAUCAGGCAUGUCCAGAACCAGGUGGACGAGGUUAUCGACGUUAUGCAGGAGAACAUCACAAAGGUGAUUGAAAGAGGCGAGCGGCUGGAUGACCUGCAGGAUAAAUCAGAAAGUUUAUCAGACAAUGCAACAGCUUUUAGCAACAGAGCCAAGCAGCUUCGGAGACAGAUGUGGUGGCGAGGCUGCAAGAUGAAGGCAAUCAUAGCGCUGGUGGCGGUCAUUCUCCUGCUUGUCAUCAUCGUACCCAUAGUCCUCAAGUACCAUACCUGACGAGGCAGCUGGAGGCUUCGGUGGAGCUGGCUCUGGGAUAACCAAACUGCUGUGUAAUUUAAGUGAGAUAUCUGUAUAUAGCUUUGAAGUUGUUUUUCUCCAAGGAGAGAGGAGGUGGCGGCAAGUAGCCAGUUCUAACAGAGCGUUUUAAGAACUGCCAAAUGACCCUUUUUUUUUUUUUUUUGAGCACCUGCUCCUGCUGUCAGACUUUUUUUUACAACAGAAGAUUCAGAUCCCAAACCGCCUGUUUUGUGGAAUUCUGUGUCUCCGGUUUGGAGCUGGCUACUUGCCACUAUGGUUUAUCUGUAUAUAUGGUUUAGUUGUAAUAUUAAUAAUAAUGUUUCAGCAGUUCCCUGCUGCCCGCUGUGGAAGGCAGAGGGGACUCUGUCCUUUCAUCAGAGGAAAAGAGGGAGAAAAAUGUCUGCAGAGAAACAUACCACUACGUUACGGGGAACUGACCCUUCUGUGGAGAACUCCAAGGGUGUUGUUUCUCUCUUGUUCAAAAAAAGAA
This is a messenger RNA of Pterocles gutturalis (yellow-throated sandgrouse), 897 nucleotides long. RefSeq names its product vesicle-associated membrane protein 4 (gene VAMP4). The annotation marks the transcript as partial. Gene Ontology annotation, biological process: Golgi ribbon formation; vesicle-mediated transport. NCBI's taxonomy places the organism in Eukaryota, Metazoa, Chordata, Aves, Pterocliformes, Pteroclidae. The transcript is spliced from 6 exons. The record is from RefSeq and is a predicted model, not a curated record. Gene Ontology annotation, cellular component: membrane.